AUGGCCGAGUACGAUGCGCGUGUUGAGUCCGGACGACUGCGAGACGACGAGCACCAACGCAACAUCAUCAAGAACCUGCAAGAUCUCCACGACAUGCUGAAAUCCUACACGCAACCGCCCGUUCAACAACCUACCAUCGAGUCCCUACAGCCGCCCAAGAAGUCGUUCUUCUCCUUCCUUACGUCGUCCAACUCCGCGGGGUCGGCCCUACCACCUAUACCCGAUUCGCUGCCAAAGGGCAUGUACAUGUUUGGCGAUGUGGGCAGUGGGAAGACAAUGAUGAUGGAUCUGUUCUACGACACUCUGCCGCCGAACAUCAAGAGGAAGACAAGGAUACAUUUCCACGCGUUUAUGCAGAGCGUACACAAAGAUUUGCACAAGAUGAAGAUGCAGCAUGGGAAUGAUAUUGACAGUAUACCCUUUGUAGCAGCGGGUAUAGCGGAGCGCUCCUCCGUCCUCUGCUUCGACGAGUUCCAGUGUACGGACGUUGCUGAUGCUAUGAUCCUGAGGCGAUUGAUCGAGAGCCUGAUGGCCCACGGAACCGUCAUUGUCACGACGAGUAACAGACACCCGAACGACCUCUACAAGAACGGAAUACAAAGGGAGAGUUUUGUGCCCUGCAUAAACCUUCUCAAAACGAGGCUUACAGUCCUGAACCUGGAUUCUUCGACGGAUUACAGGAAGAUUCCACGGCCACCAAGCGGUGUAUACCACCAUCCUCUAGAUGCAUCUGCACAAACACAUGUAGAGAGAUGGUUCCGCUUCCUCGGCGAUUUCGAAAACGACCCCCCACACCCCGCAAUCCAUGAAGUAUGGGGAAGAGAAGUCCGCGUGCCGAAGGCCAGUGGGAAGUGCGCCGUAUUUAGUUUUGACGACAUCAUCGGACGCGCUACGGGAGCAGCCGAUUACCUCGAACUCACGAGACAAUAUGAGGCGUUUAUCAUUACAGGGGUGCCUGGAAUGAACCACAGGUCAAGAGACUUGGCGCGGAGAUUCAUCACCUUUAUAGAUGCCGUGUACGAAUCAAGGGCCAAGCUAGUAAUGACUACAGCCGUUCCACUAACGUCCCUCUUCCUUGACCAAGCCGAACUCAACGACGCGGUAACCGCUACACAAAAGGCUGGGAAACUUCCUACCACAGCCUCUUCUUCAUCAAAGCCGCCUGCCAAGUCUGCGCAAGCGGACGACCACGAAGCCAUCUCGGACGUAAUGCGCAAUCUCAUGGACGACCUUGGUAUGAACAUGGAUAUGUUGAAGAACAGCAGUAUCUUCUCUGGCGAUGAAGAAAGGUUUGCAUUCGCGAGAGCGUUGUCGAGAUUAAGUGAGAUGGGGAGUCAAGAAUGGGUUGAACGCGGACUGGGCCUUGAAAAGAGGGGUGGAAAGGGAGAGAUGGAGGGCUGGCAGAAGGUUAGGAGUAGGUGGAGAGAGGAUAGCAUGUAG
Messenger RNA from Alternaria viburni, 1440 nucleotides. RefSeq lists its product as uncharacterized. The coding region runs from base 1 to 1440 and encodes 479 amino acids. Gene Ontology annotation, molecular function: ATP hydrolysis activity; ATP binding. NCBI's taxonomy places the organism in Eukaryota, Fungi, Ascomycota, Dothideomycetes, Pleosporales, Pleosporaceae. The transcript is spliced from 2 exons. The record is from RefSeq and is a predicted model, not a curated record. Gene Ontology annotation, biological process: protein quality control for misfolded or incompletely synthesized proteins. Gene Ontology annotation, cellular component: cytoplasm; mitochondrion.